AUGUUUGCCUGGCCGUCACCGACGAACGUUCCGGCACGCAUCACUGAUUUCCAGGCCAGCGGGCUGGUGCUGACCGUGCUGGGAGAGCGGUUGGUGCAGCCGGUGAUUCUGGAGGAGACCACGGACAGCCGCUACAGCCCCAUCGACGGCAAGCAGCGCCUGGCCUCCCUUCUCUCCUUCCUGAACGGUGAGCGGCUGUGGGAGCACGCGCCGGUGGAGCUGGUAGUGAGUAAUGAUGACGAUGACGAGGACGCGUGGUUCCAUGGGAAGACCUACAAGGACCUGGGUAAAGAGUGGCAGCGGCGGUUUGGGAACUACACGCUCCACUGUGUCAUCAUCACGAACGACACCGACCCCGACGUCAUCUUCAAGAUCUACGACGACCUGAACAGCGGCGGCAGAGACCACACCAAGCAGCAGAUCCGCAAGGCGGCGUUCCACGGGUCCUACAUGUCAUUGCUGGAGGACCUCAUAAAAACUCCCGAUUUCAAGGAGGAGGUGGACCGGGAGCUGGUGCUGCGCUACUUUGCAAUGAAGAACGGCGGCGAUGACUUCAAGGGCAGCCUGACCAAGUGGCUCAACUCCGAAGCCAAGCAGCGCCGGAACGCCGACACGGCCGCGUUUUCGAGGGACUUUUCAACCACCUUAUCUGUGGCGCGGGCCAUCUUUGGCAACUCCGCGUUCAGGCACCCAGGUGUUGAUACAGUGAAGAAGGCCAAGGCGUCCAGCAAGGGUCCGACCUCCAACAUACACCCAUACCUUUGGGACACCAUAAUGGUGGUGCUGUCGGACGCGCUGAAGAUGCAGGGCAGGCCGCGGCUGCAGCAGCGCGGCGACGCCAUAAAGGCGGCCUACCAGCAGCUCUGGCAGAAUCCCCAGUGGCUGGACGCGAUGGAGAAGCGCCUGUCAGCCGCCUCCAUCAUGCUGCGCCGCGACCUCUUCAAGGCACACAUCCUGCCGCCCGACGGCUUCGUGUGA
Messenger RNA from Monoraphidium neglectum, 978 nucleotides. RefSeq lists its product as hypothetical. The transcript is spliced from 11 exons. Bases 1 to 978 code for a protein of 325 amino acids. Lineage: Eukaryota; Viridiplantae; Chlorophyta; Chlorophyceae; Sphaeropleales; Selenastraceae. The record is from RefSeq and is a predicted model, not a curated record.